AGCUAGGGUCCAUGCAGGUAGCAAAAGUAAUACAAGCAACAACAAACAUGAGCGUAUGGACAGAAUGGCUGGACAUCUUCCCAGUCGUGGGUACUCUCCAGAACACGGUUGAAGCUAUAUCAGCCGUCUGCCAUGGCGCCUAUGACCUUGCAAAGGAAAAUGGAGCCGAUGCAGCUCUGAGUCUUGUGCUGGAUGUCCUCACAUAUGGGACAGCAGGUGCCCCGGAUUCUGCACACCUUAAAGUUGCUGAAAAGGUCGUAAUGAAGGGCAUUGGUCCCAAAGAAGUCAUGAAUGCCAUGAAAGGUAAAGGUGGAAAAUCCGGGAAAGGAGGAGCUGCACAAUCCAUGAAAGGAGCUGGUAAAAAACCUGCUGCUACUCAGAUUAACAUCAAAGAAUUGACCAACAAAUCCAAAAAGCCAUCAGACCCAAAGACCAGUAAAGGGGAACAGAAGAAGCCAUCGCAUCGUGGCGAACAUGUCAUCAACAACAACGUGCUGAAGGUGUUUCGGACAAUCAUUGACCGAUUUGCUGCUAGGAUUGGAAGCACUGCAGCUCAACUGCUUGAAAAUAAAGAACACACAGCAGCUUAUAAAGCAUAUCACACACCUCUUCCUGCAGCCACCACCCAGUCAAUCGGCCACCAGAUGGUUGCUCAUAUUCGAGAAGAAGACCAAUACAUUGAUGCCAACGCAACUGCCUAUGGAGCAGCCAUCAAAGAGAUUUCUGACAUGGUGGUCACUUAUAUGUACGACUAUUACACCAACAACUUCUACUCCGGUCCUGCCGUUGAUAGGAGCAUCAUCGAUCUGAUUCGUUUACUGAACAACGGUCAGUUGUAUGUGGACGAACGAGUACGCCAAACAGUACUGGCUUCAACAGGGCGGGGACGUGAACAAGUUUGA
Haliotis rubra (blacklip abalone) is the source of this 902-nucleotide messenger RNA. RefSeq lists its product as uncharacterized. The coding region runs from base 12 to 902 and encodes 296 amino acids. The transcript is spliced from 2 exons. NCBI's taxonomy places the organism in Eukaryota, Metazoa, Mollusca, Gastropoda, Lepetellida, Haliotidae. The record is from RefSeq and is a predicted model, not a curated record.